Molecule: messenger RNA, 3727 nt
Organism: Symbiodinium sp. CCMP2456
Lineage: Eukaryota; Dinophyceae; Suessiales; Symbiodiniaceae
Source: the annotation of a GenBank genome assembly
AUGCUGCAAUGGCUCAUUGAGAAUGAGAGGGGCUUGGACUUCCUCUGCCGCAGCGUCAGAGCUACAUUUGCCCUGUUCGCAGAAAUGGGAAUGACAGUCAACGCGUCGAAAUCCAAGCUCAUCCUAUCCAUACGCGGCGGAGUGGCCAAGAGAUGGCUGAGAUGUAAGAGGCAGCGGACGCAGCAAGGGUACGUCAUUCGCCUAGGCACACCCAGCAACCCGAUUGACAUACCCCAUGUGGCCAGUGCUGUAUAUCUUGGAAUCGAGAUCUCCUUGGAUAACUACGCCCUGCGCACAUGUAAACUUCGGAUGAAGAUGGCUGGGGCAAUCAGACAUCGCCUCCUUAAGGUGCUUCACUCCGCAGGUAUCGGCCUCCGCACUCGUGUCACGCUGUAUGCCUCGUGCGUGCGUAGCUCCAUGUUCUACGGACAACAUGCCGUCGGGCUCUCUUCCAACAUACUGAGGCGACUCGAAAAUAAGGAUGCUAGAUAUCUCCGUGCCAUCUCGCGCAGCCCCGCACACAUUACCAUGGAAAGCACUGAAUCCCUUAGGAAGAGACUCCGUAUCCUUAGCCCGAGCGCCGUCUUCUGCAAGCUUCUUGGUAAGCGACUGAAGGCCUGUCAAAAUUUGGCCUGUCGGCAGUCCUUCUCUGUUACCUUGGACACAGCGCAGCGCUUUCAACCAGGCCAUGCUCAGCCCAGUGGCACCCAACUGGAAGAGAUUUCAGACUGUGAGCCUAUUGCGUGUCCUGAGUGUGGCCUUUACUUUGCUGACAUGCGGCUUCUCAGGUCUCAUCAAGCCCGCAAGCAUGGUUAUAAGAAAGGCAAGAUGCCCACACAGGCCGAGUAUGUUCGUAACACUGUUGACGGAAUGCCACAAUGCAUACAUUGCCGGAAAGUCUUCACCCGGGUUGAGGGGCUCAAGAAACAUCUUAGAGGUUCCUGUCGGGUCAUGAUGCAACAAGGGCACGAAGAGCCGGAAGCUGCCAGCGAUGUCAGUGGGGAGGUACCCCACACGCGUGAGGGGCUGCUUGGGUGUUCGCACCGGGCCCCUCCGGCAGUCUCCGCUCCGAUUGCACUUUUGGAGCGUCGUUCUUUUCGGAAUGCUGUGAAAAUGCAGUGGAGAUCUGUUCUCUCCCAGGCCGACUAUGUGUCCUCAUUGCAGCAGUACUGCGUCAUCUGUGGCCGGUGGGCGUCCAAUGUAGGAGGUAUCAAGCAGCACAUAAGGCCCAUCCACCCGCAAGAGUGGCAGCAUAAAACGGAGGCGGCAGCUAGGUGCUCGAGCACAGGGCUGAUUGCCGAGUCCCCCUGCCAUUACUGCAAGCUCGAGAUCAAGGCACCUCGGACUCACCUAUCGAUCAUGGAGCAAGGGGACCAGGAGAUAGCGGCUGCAGCACGCCGAGAGGCGGAGGAUGUCUUCGGAGCCGAUCCCCGGGCGAAGCGCAACACUCCGGAACCGGACGACUCCCACGAGCGCAAGCCCAAGUGGAACAAGCCGGCCUCAAAAGGCCAACAGUCCUACGGCAAGGGCGGUUACCAUGGCUCGUGGCGCGAGGCGAAGGACCCAUGGUCGUACGAGCCAGUUGCUCUGGGAACAGCGGAGCAGGAGUUCUUGAAGAACGUGGCGAAGAUGCUAAUGCGUCACGAGUCGGAGAUGCGCCUGCUCCGGCAGGACACCACGUGGAUGCUGUUUAUGGACACAAGCGAACACGGACUGCUCAAGCUGAUUCAGGAGAAGGCUGCCCAGUGGCAAGAGCUCUAUCAGCAGAAGAAGGUCACCAGCAGUCUUCGCGUGAUCUUACUGAUCUGCAUCUUUCAGGAACUGGCGCAACGCCUGGACAAUCUGCUCCAGGACCAGCAGAAGCUGGACAAGAUACACACGGUCGGGUGGCUGGUGGAAGGAGAGCAGGCUGUGAACCCCAAGUGGGUUUACCAGCAAUGGUCCCCGGAGAAGCAGACGGUCGAGCUGUCAACGCAAGCUCCGAUCUCUUACUCACUGGCACGGGAGGCGAUCCAAUGUGUCAUCAACAAUGUGGGGGGGCCAGGCGUGCUCUUGAGAUUUCGCUCCACAAGGCCGAUGACGGAGCAAAUCUCGGGGGAAGUCCUCCCGUUUGCCCUGGUUCUAUCCAUGCGCGGAAACCUGGCCAUGCAAGUUCACCAAGCCAUGGGUCUUCUGACGGGCAACGCGUGCCUGAAGGUAGCUGGACUUCGGAUUCGUCCAGACCGAGGCCAACAGUCCAAGCUGGCUCGAGCCCUCGAGGACUCAUAUACCGGCCUCUCCUUUGCCGAUUGGAAACCUCGGCAGAACAGCUGGCAGAAACAGCGACCGCGCCCUCCGAAGACGAGCGACGCCAGCGAGGAAGGCAUGGAGGCCAAGGUGCCUCAGAGUAGCCUUCAGAACCCACAUAACAUCUGCUACUUGAAUGCAGCAUCGCAGGCCUUUGCAUGGAUCGGCCAGCUGUCUGGCAAUGAGGACAUUUGUUAUGGGUUGCCAGUCAGUAUUGCAUGGCGUAUGCUGUUGCAGGGAUGGGAGGGUCUAUCUCGCGAGCAAGACGUAAGUCAGUUUAUGGUGCAUCUGCUGGAAAAAUCCAAGCCAGCUGCAUACGUUGGCGCAUGGCAAGCUCGUCUGAGUAAUCCUGACUCCCUGGUGGACGAAGGAUCGCUGCAGCUGCCAAUCCCGAUGGAUCUCCAAGGCAGCACCAUUGAGGAAAUCAUUCAUAAGUGGCAUGAGCAGCACUCCAUCCAUGCAAUCAGCCGCCAUGCAGGUAUCAUCAUUCUGUGGCAGCCCGGUGAACGAGUCGCCAUGCCGUUUUUCUCUGCACCAACAGGAGUGCAAAUCCGCUUCGAGGAGUCGCCUGCGGGGGAGAUGCAGGAUCCAACCGUCACGGAGAUGCCCAUGCCGGCUCAACUAUAUCAAGAUGCCUUUGAAGAGUAUCUUCUCUUGGAGGCAUAUAGGGUACUUAAGGCCAGGCAAACUGCAGAGCCGCUGCCGAAUGAGAUGGCUAUGGCCCAGCGUAAUGAUAUACUGGCAGUAGCCCGCGAGGACCUUGAUGACUCAGGCUACGCUCAGUUGCUGGCCUAUGCGGACUCCCUGUGCGAUACGUGUGCUUCAUUGCCCUGCCUGGUGAUGCCUGUACCGCUUUGUACUCCUACCACGUCUAGCAGUGAUGCUGAUCAGUUGGCGAUGGCAAUCCUGCAGGAUGGCGUGAGCUCUCUUUGGAGUGCGGUUCGACAGGUGGUGCAACGCCUCGCCAUGAGUAUGGAGCCUCGUUUGGGUAGUACCGUUUCCAGCCAGGUCACACGACUGGGGGCCUCUGGACAGAUGUCCUUCACUGGGCUCACGCAAUCCACGGCUACGCAUCGCUCUGCAUGUGUCUUGCUGAAUAGCCUGGUGUUGCAGCUAUGUCCCAGGCAUCGCUGGACCAGCUUGGUACUCAGCAAGAACGGAGCUCUACCGCCACACCGUGAUGUGCAAAAUGCCAGGAUACCUACGCUCCUUGUUGGUCUCAGCCAUUACAGGGACGGCCAGCUGUGGGUCCAAGAUGAACGUGGAACAGACUAUGAAGAGUAUGGCUCAGAGUUGGUAGCAGGCAGGCUGUACGAUACUAGCAUGCGAUGCUUGCUCUUCCCAGCGGCCAGCCUGCUUCACUGUGUGAAGCCCUGGACUGAAGGGGAUCGAUAUGUCUUGGUUUCCGCCUUCCAACGCAUGACCUUGAAGGUUGAUGCCG